AAAAGACCAAAAAGAAACAAGCCAAAAAAAUUGUAAAGUCUACUUCGUCGUCGCUUUACACUAAUUUUCUGGUUUUAUCGAAGACUUUUGAAGAAGUACAUUUUGCAGUCUGUCGUCGCGGUAUUCCUCCAAGCCGCGUGAGUGCGUAGUGGUAGACUCCAAAAUAUCCCCUCUUUCUGGUUUCCGGAAUCUGGCUUCUCUGAUCUUUGAGGUUCGUAAUUGUCUGCAGGGUUUUGAAAUCUUGGAUCAGUCUUUUGCGGAAUUAGUUAAAAUCGAAAAUGUUGUUAGGUGUUUGGUUUUAAAUCAAACAUCCGCUUCACAUGGCGUGGUUAUGUUGCUUCGGUUCUUCAGACUACGAUCUCUUGGUUGGGAGAGCAUCAACUAGUUCCGGUAAAGGGAAAAACAGCAAUGGGGAGAUUAAGUUUGGUUACAGCUUAGUGAAAGGGAAAGCUAACCAUCCAAUGGAGGAUUACUACGUCUCCAAGUUCAAUAAAACUGACGGCAAAGAGCUCGGUUUGUUUGCUAUCUACGAUGGUCAUCUGGGUGAACGUGUUCCUGCUUAUCUACAAAAGCAUUUAUUCUCCAAUAUACUCAAAGAGGAGCAGUUUUGGUAUGAUCCUCAAAGGGCAAUAAUAACUGCAUAUGAGAAGACAGACCAAGACAUUCUAUCACAUUCUGACCUAGGCCGAGGGGGCUCAACCGCCGUAACCGCUAUUCUGCUGAACGGACGGCAUUUGUGGGUGGCAAAUGUGGGUGAUUCCCGGGCAGUUCUAUCUCAAGGCGGUCAGGCAAUACAGAUGACUAUAGACCACGAGCCGAACACAGAAAGAUUGAGCAUAGAGGAUAAAGGAGGCUUUGUAUCAAACAUGCCUGGAGAUGUUCCUCGGGUUAACGGGCAGCUAGCAGUUUCCCGUGCUUUUGGUGACAAAAGCCUCAAAACUCAUCUACGGUCAGAUCCAGACGUUAAAGAUUCAUCGAUUGAUGAUCGCACAGAUGUUCUAGUUCUUGCUAGUGACGGUCUAUGGAAGGUGAUGGCUAACCAAGAGGCCAUUGAUAUUGCGAGAAGAAUCAAAGAUCCAUUGAAAGCAGCGAAAGAACUAACAGGUGAAGCUCUGAGAAGAGACAGCAAAGAUGAUAUAUCUUGCAUCGUCGUCAGAUUUAGGGGAUGAAAGAUCUUUUAUAACCACCAAGAAAAACUUGGAAAUGGAAGAAAUUGAAUAAUUAAGUUCGAUUCUGAAAAGCAGAAGAUGUUGUUAUGUAAUUUGAUUGGUGUGAUUUGUGGUUUGCGUAGUGAAAGUGAGAAUCAUAUGGUUUGGUGUCCAAAAACAAUGUCUCUUCUUCUACUUUGAUAUCAGAAGAUUAUUACAAA
This is a messenger RNA of Brassica oleracea var. oleracea, 1369 nucleotides long. RefSeq names its product probable protein phosphatase 2C 10. The transcript has 5 exons. Gene Ontology annotation, biological process: protein dephosphorylation. The record is from RefSeq and is a predicted model, not a curated record. Gene Ontology annotation, cellular component: nucleus; cytosol. Gene Ontology annotation, molecular function: protein serine/threonine phosphatase activity. Lineage: Eukaryota; Viridiplantae; Streptophyta; Magnoliopsida; Brassicales; Brassicaceae. Bases 321 to 1169 code for a protein of 282 amino acids.